Molecule: messenger RNA, 1358 nt
Organism: Prorocentrum cordatum
Lineage: Eukaryota; Dinophyceae; Prorocentrales; Prorocentraceae
Source: the annotation of a GenBank genome assembly
CCCAGAGCGCCCUGGACGACCGAACGGACCCCCACGAUCGCCCGAAGGCGGCCCCGAAGAGCCCGACGAGGGCCCCAAGGCGGCUCACGAUGGGGAGAGGCUCCCUCCGUAGCGAUUUUGGCUCAAGCUCAGACUCGAGGCAGCCGCAGAGCGGCUCCCGACAGGGACACACCGACCGAGAGAACCCACUGGGAACAUGGCGCGCCUCGCUCUGGCGCUCCUGCUUCUGCUGUCCACGCGGGCGCUGGCGGACGAGAAUUGCGUCGCCGACGGCGCGUGCCAGGAUGACGAGGCCGAGACGUCCGCUCUGCUGCAGGCCAAGGUGGCCGGGAGCAGCGACGAGAACGUCACCGCCGAGGCGCUCGGCUGCCAGAAGCAGAUGCAGAAGUGCGGCGUGUGGAAGGGGAUGGGCCUGGGCUCCUGCUGCAAAGGUUUCUCGUGCUGUGAGGCAACGCUUGUAAAAUCAGCGCCUCCCGUAUGCAGAGAGAAGUGCCUUAAGGGAGGGAACAGCGCCGACAGCGGCGAGGGGAAGAUUCCUGGAAAGAAAGGUAAAGGUCGCGGCGCUGCGUUGCUGCAGGCCGAGGCGACCGAUGCAUUCGACCUUGCCGAGGCCGCCGAGGCCGGGGCAAAGUCGUCCAGCGUGGCCGAGGCUGCUGAGGCAAGUUAUGAGGCGGACGAGGCCUCCGCCAGGGAGGCAGACGAGGCGGGAGAGGCGGACGCGGCCGAGACUGCUGAUGCAGCUGACGAGGCGGGCGAGGGGUCAGACGAGACGGCGGGCGAGGCGGACGAGGCGGACGAGGUGGGCGAGCAAUCGGACGAGGUGGGCGAGGAGCAGCAGCAGUACGAGGCCUACGACGACGGGGCAAACGAGGACGAGUACUACUCGGACGAGGCGGACGAGGAGCAGCAGCAAUACGAGGCCUCCGUCGACGGGGCAAACGAUACGGACGAGGCCUCGGACGAGGCGGAAACUGACCAAGCAGCCGACGAGCCCAUGGUAGAGGAGUAGGCUUAGAUGGUGGUCGCCCUGGAGUUUGGGGCCACUGGUGCCGCUCCGCUCCUUUUUCGCAUGUUUUCUUCAGGCCGCCAGACUUCGGAGGUUCGCCAUCGGCGGCGAGGGGGCCUGGCUGCCCCGCGGCUGCGCGGGCGCGAUGCGCCGGCUGUCGUGGCCGCGGGCGCGGCGCGGGCUGCAUCUCUCUGCGUGCGGUUGACGAACUCUGUUCCCGGGCUGUCCAGGCCAGCCAGCAGUUCAGGUCUUCUUUAUUGCUGUCGCCUGAGCCGCUGUAGAUAUCGCCUCCUGGGAUCUCACGCCAAGAAGAACAGGAUGGGGAAGGGCUCCUAAGGCUCCUCGGUUCCCC